Molecule: messenger RNA, 2616 nt
Organism: Dermacentor andersoni
Lineage: Eukaryota; Metazoa; Arthropoda; Arachnida; Ixodida; Ixodidae
Product: lysosomal alpha-glucosidase-like
Biological process (GO): carbohydrate metabolic process
Molecular function (GO): alpha-1,4-glucosidase activity; carbohydrate binding
Source: RefSeq, a predicted model, not a curated record
AUCGUGAAAGCGAAUAAAUAAAAAAAAACUGCGCGUACUUUCGCGCAGGUGACGUCAUCCGAGGACAUGUACCGCACCAGCGUUCCCCCGGUUACCGAUCAGCACGAGGCCACGUCUCGCCUGCUCACCGUGUACACGACCAAGGUUGGCGACGUGGUGGUCUACAGACCGGGAGACCGGCAGAUACUGUUCGAGACGGACCUGUCCCGACUGGUGUACACUCCCCGGUUUGUGCAGCUGGUGACGCUUGUACCGACCACGAAACUGUACGGCUUCGGAGAGAGUAGGGGACCACUGGAGCGCAACAUCGUCCAUCCUCACGUUGGGUUUAACCGAGACCUGCGAACGCUGAACGACAGCACGCACUUCUUCCACGGCAGCCACCCGUUCUACAUGGGCUUUGACCGGCUGGGAACGAGUUUCGGCGUCUACUUCCGCACAAGCGCCAUAUUUGAGGUGCUGGGCCACCCGACGCCGGCUCUCACGUUCCGCUCGCUGGGCAACCAGGUGGACGUGUUCGUGUUCGGCGGCCCGUCUCCUGCCGACGUGGUGCGCCAGUACUUGGACGUCGUCGGGAGGCCGGCAAUGCCCCCGUUCUGGGCCAUGGGGCUCCACGCGUCCCUGCCUCGAAUGCCAGCGCGCCCCGACCAGGGCGCUCCCGACGACAGCGACGACGGGGACCCGUUCAGAGCGCUGCUCACCCACUCAAAUUAUCACGUGGACGUCGCCUGGCUUCCAGUGGACGUCACCAAAGACACCUGUGAGCACGCCUGGCACCGCGAAACCAUGAAUCGACGGCCCUGGCAGCGAUUGGUGCACACUCUGGUUCCCACCCUGAGCGAGCGACCUUCGGCAACUUUCGUGUGUCGGUUAGCGUUGGCCGAGGCCAACUACUUGGGCCUCCUUCUCGUCAACCAGAACCAAGAAUUGCUCGAGGACGAAGUCUUGGAAGCUAACAUCACGAGCUACGUAUUGGACUUCGCAUUCCCACGAUACGAUCUAUACCUCAACAAAGUCUUCAGUCAGAUAUACCCGCGAACGCCGUUUGAUGGCCUGUGGCUGGAUCGCAACGAACCGACGUUGGCGACCGUCUCGCCACCUGGCGGAUGUGCGAGGGAUGGUUGGGACGUGAUACCCUACACGCCCAAGACGCUGCUGUCCAGGGGACCCCUGGAUGCUCGGACUCUGUGCAUGUCCCAGCACCUGGUGUCGGGGCCUCACCUGGUGGGGCACAAUGCCGUACCGUAUUUACAGGCGCAGGCAGCCUACAACGUGUUCGCCAAGAUAUCGGGCCAGCGGCCGUUCGUUGUGAGCCGGUCCAGCUACUCGGGCAUUGGCAAGUUCGCGGGUCACGUGAUCCACGGUCUCCGUCCCACGUGGGAAGACCUGCGCCUGAGCAUCCCAAUGUUGCUGUCUGCCAGCUUGCUGGGCAUGCCGCUGAGCGGCGCUGAAGUCUGCGGUGGCGAGGAAUUCAAGAUGGCGUCCAUCGCUGACGAGGAACUGUGCGUCACGUGGUUCUCGCUGGCCGUGUUCUACCCGCUGCUGCGACUGAGCAAAGCCGAGCUGUUCCUGCUGCAUCCGUCACCAUUCUCGAACGCUUUCCUGUCCGAGACGUCGGACAUGCUGGACAUCCGCCUGUCGCUGCGCCCGUACCUGUACUACCUCUUUCACCGAAGUCACGUCGCCGGUGACACCGUCGUGCGACCGCUGUUUGUCGAAUUUCCGAACGACACCGCGACACGGAACAUUAGCGACCAGUUCCUCUGGGGGUCCGCCCUGAUGAUAAUUCCUUUCCUCGUACCGAACGAGCACGUUCGGCGCGCCCACAUUCCCGAGGGCGUUUGGUACAACUUCGAAAGCGGCGCCGGCGCAGCGUCGUUGCCGCUGAUCUCGGAGCGUGGCGGAGGCAGCCAGACGCUACUGCGACGCGGGAAUCGCCGUGUGUUGCUGCUGCUUCGAGGAGGACACGUUCUUCCCGUGUCUGCCACACCACCUGCCGCCAUGCGCGACGGUCGGAGCACGGAGUAUUCGCUGCGCGUCGCCUUGGACGAGCAAUAUCGGGCCGAGGGAAGUCUCUACUGCGACGACGGCGUCUCUGCCGGCUCCUACGAGACCGGAGUUUACGGACUGGCUGACAUCGUCUUUCACAAGGACACGCUGUUGGUCAUUCCCCGCCAUGUUGGAUUCCCGUGCGGCCUGGUGCGAGAGAUCAGGUUCGUCGGUCUGCCCUCGCAGCCUCCUGAAAUGGCAAACCUGGAUGGUUUACCGGUCACCCUCAUUACCCACCAGAACCAGACCGUGAUAACGAACCUGGGUCUGCCCCUGGACAAGACAAGCAAGCUGGUUCUCCAGUGGCGAAACCUGCCCGUCGGCUUGUAUCCGGCGGCCGACAACGGCGGCAGAGUCACACGCGUAGCGCCGGCUGCACACAGUAUUUCGAGUGACCCGAUCCCGACACCCGUCUCUGGUGCCUCUACUCCGAGUCUCUGAACAACGACUGGGGCGCGGCACUGCCGGAGAACCUUAGCGGGGUUCACGAAUGCGUGCAUAUGCGUGAAGUGAACGCGUUCUUCUCCGGCCAUAUUACGGUCGUGUCCACGACAAUAAACUUUGUUC